This is a messenger RNA of Nelumbo nucifera (sacred lotus), 1317 nucleotides long. NCBI's taxonomy places the organism in Eukaryota, Viridiplantae, Streptophyta, Magnoliopsida, Proteales, Nelumbonaceae. The record is from RefSeq and is a predicted model, not a curated record.
UUUCUUUCACAGCAGAUUGUUCCCUUUCGUUCACUGCGAUUUCUACCCUUCUCCUUCAUCUUCUCACUGCGAUUUUUAGUCUUCUAUUCUUCUUCUUCAUCCUCUCACUGAACGAGUGGCGGGAAUCGUUCCAGCGGCGGCGAUCUAUUACUAGCGGUGGAAAUCGCAGCAGCUUGGUGUUUCAGAUCAAUCGUUAUUUUCGUUUUUGAACUCCCAGAUGUUUUGUUUGAGAAUCAGAAAAGGGACGAAUAGCAUGUUUUGACUCCCAGAUUUUUGUUUCAGAUCGAUCGAUUUUGAAAGAAGAAAAGAUGAGCUUGAUUUCUGUCAGAUUUGUCAAUUAUUUAAGAGUAAAAGCUCCCGCAAUAUCGCCGUCUACACUUGGCAUGCAAAAGAAUAUGAAGAUGUGGCACUCAAUCAUGUCAUUCGAUAAAGGUGGCAACUUUGAUGAUGGUGGUGGAGAAAACAAUGCAGACCUAGAGGAUAAUGAUUUUAUUCCUUAUAAACAGGAUUUAGAACCACAAGGUGUGGAUCCUAAAAGAGGUUGGGAUUUCAGAGGGGUACACAAGGCAAUUAUUUGUGGAAAACUUGGACAAGCUCCUGUUCAAAAAAUUUUGAGGAAUGGAAAGACUGUGACCAUCUUUACAGUUGGAACUGGGGGCAUGUAUGACCAGAGAAUGGUAAAAGCAGACAACUUGCCAAAACCAGCUCAGUGGCAUCGAAUUGCUGUGCAUAAUGAACAACUUGGGGCAUAUUCUGUUCAAAAACUAGUUAAGAACUCUCCAGUUUUUGUUGAAGGUGACAUUGAAACUAGAGUUUACAAUGACAGCAUCAGUGGUCAAGUAAAAAACAUUCCUGAGAUUUGUGUGCGUCGUGAUGGAAAGGUACGUUUGAUCAAAACAGGAGAAGAUGUUGGGAAUAUCUCCCUUGAUGAUCUGAAGGAUGGAUUAUUCUAGCAAGAGCAGAAUAGGAGAUUAUGGAGAGCUUAUUCUUGUGAAAUUAAGAAUGGUUUUUUGGCUGCAGCAAAACUAAUUAGGGGUUGAAACAUAAAAGUUUUGUAAGAAUAUUGUUUUAGUUGGUUGGUUCUGAAACAUUGGUUUUUCAACCGUGUGAGUGCCAAGCUAGUAUGCAAUUGUCACGUAGUGGAAGUUCUGGUACUUGUGGGGUUCUAUACCAAUCUCACGAUUCCUGAUGAUGUGAUUACCCAGGUAAGCAUUGCAUAGGAUCUUGUGUCAUGGUAGGCAGCUGUUGAUAGAAACCUUAGAUUUUCCAUUACUGAUGAUAAAUUUUGAUGAGCAUGGCCUAAAGUUACUUUGUUUA